AUGUCUUCCACCACGGAUUUCUCACCUCAGGAGCCAGUCUCUCGGCCAAGAGAGACUGAACGAGAUAUCCUCAUGAAUAUUCUGAACAAGCAUAUGGAUGAUAAAGACACUUUGAAGAGCCAAAGGAGAAGAUCUAUGACUAGCAAGACAAGUAAAGGGACGGCGAAGAGCAGUGUGAAAAGAAACAGUGUUCACAGGAAGGAGAAAGUGGGUCACGUAAGAAUAGUCUCCCAAACAAGUUUCACAACCAUCGAAAUCCCUCCAACACCGCCUCCCAAACCGCAAAGACCCAGAACACCACCACCAAGACGAUCUUCUCGUCGAACGAGCCACACGCCAAAACCCGAAGCGCAAGCAACAACAUCUCAUCCCAAACCUUCUCCAAGCUCCCAAUUCAUGCCCACACCCUCCCCACCACCCACGAAACCCAAAAAAAGACCACACGCACUUCGUCCAACCCAUGACCUCGAACUCCCCUCACAUACCCACCCCUCCUGCAUCUCCCUCCCUCCAACCUGGAACACAGUCCACGACCGCUUCAUCGCCUACCUAUCAACCCACGCGCCGCUCGACCACCAGGGAAAAGUACCUGCCAACGAAGCGUCGAGGGAGCGGUGGAGUGUUGAGGAUAUCACGAAGAUUGUCGGGGAAAGGUUUGAAUUAGGCGGAAUUCCGCUGAGAGCUGCCGCUGUGGAGCUCAGAUUGAGGUUGUUGGAUGAGUCGGGCGAUAACGAUUUUUUCCAGAAGAGGUACGGGGCUUAUAGGGGUGAGAAAUGGGGGUGGGGUGUAUGA
Glarea lozoyensis ATCC 20868 is the source of this 792-nucleotide messenger RNA. RefSeq lists its product as uncharacterized. NCBI's taxonomy places the organism in Eukaryota, Fungi, Ascomycota, Leotiomycetes, Helotiales, Helotiaceae. The record is from RefSeq and is a predicted model, not a curated record. The transcript has 4 exons. The coding region runs from base 1 to 792 and encodes 263 amino acids.